Leguminivora glycinivorella is the source of this 1820-nucleotide messenger RNA. It is a transcript of the gene Mpk, whose product is annotated as probable phosphomevalonate kinase. Gene Ontology annotation, molecular function: phosphomevalonate kinase activity. Bases 256 to 816 code for a protein of 186 amino acids. NCBI's taxonomy places the organism in Eukaryota, Metazoa, Arthropoda, Insecta, Lepidoptera, Tortricidae. Gene Ontology annotation, biological process: isopentenyl diphosphate biosynthetic process, mevalonate pathway; cholesterol biosynthetic process. Gene Ontology annotation, cellular component: cytoplasm. The record is from RefSeq and is a predicted model, not a curated record. The transcript is spliced from 3 exons.
UUAGCGUCUUUGAGGAUUUGUUGUUUUUGCUUAAAUUAUAAUAAAUUAUAACUAAUACAACUAAUUGUGAAUUGGAAACUGAAGAAUAAGUAGUAUGUUCUGUUAAAGAACAUUAUAUCAUUAGGUUGGAACCUUAAGCUGGAUGAGAAAUGAAAUGAAAAAUUCUUGAUACACUUGUUGUCGUCGGUCAAAUGUUUUUUUUUUUAUAAUUUUUAAUAUUGGGGACACCUUGGGGAUAACUAUAUAUUCGUCAACAUGGCCCCGCGUAUCAUCUUGUUGUUUAGCGGCAAAAGGAAGUCUGGGAAAGACUACUUGACCGACCACUUGCAGAAGUUGCUGGGAGACAGAUGUGAAGUGAUAAAGAUAUCGCAGCCAAUAAAGAGUCAUUGGGCGAAGGAGAAAAAUUUAAAUCUGAAUGAGCUGCUGAGCGACAGCGAGUACAAGGAGCAGCACAGAUUGGAAAUGAUAAAGUGGAGCGACGAGAUGAGAGACCAAGAUUAUGGCUGCUUCUGUAGAGUCGCUUGUCAAAAUGCCGCAGACAGACCCAUAUGGAUAGUCAGUGACAUCCGUCGCAAAACUGACAUCUGCUGGUUCAAGGAAAUCUACGGGGACCUCAUCAGAACGAUCCGCAUCACGGCAGAUGAAGACACCAGAGUGAAAAGAGGAUACAAGUUCAAGGAAGGCAUAGAUGAUGUCGCCUCAGAGUGUGACUUGGAUGAUUAUACUCCAUGGGACCUUGUCAUAGACAAUGGGAAAGGAAGAGAGCAGCUGCAAGAGCAGUUAGGCAGUAUUCUAGGAUUAUUGUCCCAUUUAUGAUUUAGAUCUGAUUGUGUUAAAUAUAAGAUUGGUUUGGUUUUUACUGUUUAUUUACAGUAACAUGUUACUGUAGAUCUGAAUUAUUUUUAUAUGAGCAAAGGUGUUUGUAUUUUAAUUUAUUAUUUCUGAUGUCAAAAACACAAGACAUUGUGCGGUAUAUUUCUAGGACAGAUAUUUUAGAAAAGCUAGCUUUACUAAAAGAAAUAUUUUUCAUGUAGCUGAGGUUUCAACCAAGAGGUAGCUAAACUAACUUCUCACCACCCACCUUAGUUCACAUAGAUAUAAGUGCUUAUCAAUGGCACUAUGCUAUGUCAUAGUUAAUUUUAUAGAUAUGUGUUGACAUUGACAUUUAUAGAUAUAUAGACAUUGUGUGUCCUAUUUAUUAGUUUUAUUUUUGAAAAAUCUGUAUUUGUUGUAAGCAUAGUCGUUAAUCGUAUGAGUUGUAGGUAUGUGUAUAUGUUUAAUAAAGCUUGGGUUUCCUAGGAUAGUGGUGACUUCAUAUAGUGGCUGCAGACAGAUAUACAAAAUGUAAUAAGGAAACAGCUGCUAUAGGACCAUACCCCUAACCUACGAAAUUCUAGCUAAAGAAGGAUGAAAGUACACACGUGACAUAUUUUAGUCCAACAACAUGGAAGGAAGUAAAAAGUAUGUGAACCCAUAGAUUGUUUUACACGGCGGCUAAUAAUAUCAUUUGAAUAAUAAUUUAUUAUUUAUGGAAUAUCUUUUAAUUCGUAUUGUACCUAAAUCAUAUAUUACGGUUGUGUUUUUAUUUUACCUAUGUUACUUUUUGUACCGUAGAGCAUUGUAAUAUUUAUAAUUAAUAUACAUAUAGAAAUUAUACCUACAUCUGUAUUUUUUACUAUAUACUUCAACAGUGCGAAAAUGAGUGGGUAUUUACCCUAAUCUACCUAUAGCUACCCUACCCUAGAUCAAAUCGUCCAGGACCACCAAGUUGGAUUCCUAAAAUGUUGAAAUCCCGAAAUGUUGACUUUCCCAGAAUGUUG